Molecule: messenger RNA, 357 nt
Organism: Prunus armeniaca (apricot)
Lineage: Eukaryota; Viridiplantae; Streptophyta; Magnoliopsida; Rosales; Rosaceae
Source: the annotation of a GenBank genome assembly
AUGGGGAAGAUCAAGCCUUUCAAGCAGGAGUUCUCAUUCGAUGAACGAAUUGAAGAAUCGAAAAAUAUCAUCGCAAAAUACCCAGAUCGAAUUCCGGUGAUCAUUGAAAGAUAUUCCAGGACAGACCUGCCUGAAAUGGAAAAGAAAAAAUUCUUGGUUCCAAGAGACAUGUCUGUUGGGCAGUUUAUUCAUAUCUUAAGCAGCAGGCUUCACUUGACUCCUGGCAAAGCUCUUUUUGUCUUUGUGAAGAACACAUUACCUCAAACAGCCAGUCGCAUGGAUUCCAUCUACGAAAGUUACAAGGAGGAUGAUGGUUUUCUGUAUAUGUGUUACAGCAGCGAGAAAACCUUCGGCUGA